This is a messenger RNA of Anthostomella pinea, 825 nucleotides long. NCBI's taxonomy places the organism in Eukaryota, Fungi, Ascomycota, Sordariomycetes, Xylariales, Xylariaceae. The record is from the annotation of a GenBank genome assembly.
AUGUCACAAUCCUCCUCCCGCCCAAGCCUAGAGACCCAAUCGGGUGAAGAAGACCACCUAUUUCUGCUCCCCCAUGAGAAAGCCAGCCUCGACAGUGAAGACGGCAUCUCGUCACCUCAGACCGAGUUCGGCUGGUAUGGGGUCCGAACAGAACCGUCUGCCGCUCCUUUCUCGAGAAAGUACAUCGAAUAUGACCUCCAACUGGGCCAGAAGUCCUCAUUCACAACCUUCGACCGCGAGGUUGCCGACGAGGCAUGGGCUAGUAUUAGCAUGAAACAAGGCUAUCGCGGUUUCGACUUUCAAGUGGGCUGGCUCAAAGUAGCCCAAGACAAAGUCGACGAGAUGGACCAGCCGUCAGUCGAGUUCCACGACAAAUCGGGCUACUUCUUCGGCAUGGACGUCUUCCAUCAGCUGCACUGCCUAAAUUACUUGCGCAAGAAGUCUGUACUGUACAGCCACCUGUAUCCCGCCGGCAGCGAGAUUGAGGACGAGCAGGUCCCGCCCGAGUUCCAUAUCCCGCACUGCAUAGACUCGAUCCGCCUCUCCCUCCAGUGCCACGCCGACUUGACGUUCGUGCCCGAACGAUGGGUCGACGGCUGGCUGGAGCCGUGGGCGGUGUGGAAGAACAAACACAUGUGCCGGGACUUCGACGCCGUGCACGACUGGGCGCUGGAGAACGCACCCGAUACUGCCGGCAAGCUGUAUCACCCUCAGCUUGGCAAGGUUGUGUCCGGGAGGCUGAACCUGACGGCUCUCCCGAUCUGGCAGGAAGCAUAUGAUACCGAUGUCGUGCUUGGGAAAAUGCCUGUGUGCCAUAAGCACUGA